GAAUCGGCGCGGCAGAGGCGCAACGACGAAUUCGUCAUGGACACCAACAACAGCAGCAUCGUCUCCAAGCGCUCCGUCGAGAAGCUCUACCACGCCGGCGAGCGCGAGUACUUCCGAUAUUUCGUCAGCAAGUUCAAGCGACGCUCGCCCCUCAUCAAUCGCGGCUACUGGUUGCGCAUGAAGGCUUAUGUUGAUCCCCUGCCGUUCAUCUUCCUCGGCAGACAGCCUGCUCUAUGCGCCCAAACCACUUUUGUAGAUGUCGACUUCCCCGUGCUCAUGCGCAAUAAAUGCGGCAUCAUUGAGCACACCGAGCAACUCCACGGCCUGCUGGACAACUUCUACCGCACGCGAAAUGAGGAUGGCGUUCUUGGCGCCGGCAAUCCCUACCUCGCCGUCGGCUGCGACUUGCGUAAUCUGGAUCUCCUCAAAGUCACUCUCCAAGACGCCGUGGAAAUCGAUGACGAUGGUGUCGCUAUUCUCUUCGUUGCGGAGGUAUCCCUCGCCUACAUGGAGCCCGAGGCGUCUCAAGCCGUCUUAGAAUGGACUGCCACGUACCAGGAUGUCCGAUUUUGUAUGUUGGAGCAGCAUCUCCCCGAUGGUCCGGAUCACCCCUUUGCGAGGACAAUGUUGGCGCACUUUCAGAAGCUGCGCACUCCCCUUCACACCAUUGGUACCAUGGAUGCCAUGAAGCAGCGCUUCGUAGCAGCGGCGUGGCCCGAGACUGCAAUCGAGUCUCAUUCCCUCUGGGAGCUAUGGUCUGAACCGACCAUCCUCUCCCCUGAACAACGGCGAAUGCUCGAAGCUAUUGAGCCUUUCGACGAGUGGGAGGAGUUCGCGCUUUUCGCAUCACACUACUUUCUACUCGUGGCAGAGCGAAAGGCGGAUCAAGACUACACCUUCAAACCAUACCGACAUUCCCUAGCAGCACGUGCAUCCAUGAUGCCAAGUCCAGUGAGCAGCACCGGAUCCGAUCUCGAACCCGAAAACAUGCUACACGUGCAGGAAUUCCCCGGCUCGCAAGUGCCACGACGAUUUGCUGCGCUCGUUCCACCGCCGUCCCGAGGUCAAGAUGGCGAUGCAGUCGGUCUUCAUGGUGGACUUGGGACGCAGGAGAGACUGGAGGACUGUGACACUUACUCCUGGUUCGAGACUGCCCAGCACAUCGACGGCCCACCUCUGCGCUCUGGACUCAUGUGCCACACCGUGACGCGACUUGGCGGAACGAACAACUGCAUUCUUGUCGGUGGCAGAACGUCGCCGGAUCGCGCCCUCGCCGACUGCUGGCUCCGGACGGAUAGCAUUUGGGCGAAGGUGCAAAGCCUUCCAGAAGGACGCUACAGGCACUGCGCUGUCCCUGUGCGACUACCCACCGAUCCGCGACCGGCUCACACCGUGCUCGUUUACGGUGGCAGAACAGGUGAAGGUCAAGUACUGGACGAGUGGCUUCUGUGGUCGGGAGAGUCGGGCUGGCAGAACCUCCGCGUUGUGGGAGACCACCCAUGCGCUCGAUUCGGAGCUGCCAUGAUUACCGAUCAGAAGGAAGGCAUCUCAGGUGUCAUUGUGGGCGGCAUGACGAGUGCCGGCCGCGUCCUCAACGACUUUUGGCACUGGAACCUCCAGCCCGACAUGAGCAUUACGUGUCAGAACGUGACAGCACGAGCGAGCACUGUCUUGAAACAUAACGCGUCGAUCCUCGGCCGCUUCGGAGCCCAACUCGUCCGUUCGGAACAUGGCAUCCUUUUGGUUGGCGGAAUCGUGGGCGGCCGGGUGCUUACGCGACAUGACGAGAUCCUGAACAUGCGGACUCUACGACCUUUCUCCGUCAAGAAUGCCCGUCCCUUAUUCAUCGGCGCUGCAGUGCAGGAUGUGGACGGCGGCCUGCUGCUUCUUGGCGGUGGUGCGACAUGCUUCUCGUUCGGCACGUACUGGAGCAAGAGCUGCUUCCUCACCACCGCUCCUCGACCGCGCGACGACCAAACAUGGAAGCUGGUGUUCAGCAAACAACCCGAAGUCAAGCGGAUCCAGGAGCGCCCGCCUGCGUUGAAGCUACCCUUGACUGGAGAACCCUUCCGUAGCAUGCCGGCACCCGUCAGCAUCCCCAAGGUCCAGCUGACUCCCAGCAACAACUUCUCCAAGUACCUCGACGCCUCCCUCCCCAUCAUCCUCAAGGGACUAGACCUCGGAACCUGCACGCAAUACUGGACGGACGAGUACCUCAAAGAAGCCAUUGGGACGGAGCGCAAGGUAGUCGUGCACUCCUCCCCCGAGCAAAAGAUGGACUUUCAAACGAAAAACUUCACCUACGAAACCCAGCCCUUCGGCGCCUUCCUGGACGCCGUAAGCCGCGGCGACAAACUCUACCUCCGCUCCCUCUCCAAAGACUCCCCUAGCGACCAACCCGCCAACCUCGCCACCGACUUCCCCGAAAUCGCCUCCGACUUCCACCUCCCACCCGAGCUCUCCCAAGUCAUGUCCGCAGCGCACAGCUCGCCCCUCCGCAUCUCCGGCCCCGUCGCAAUGUGGCUCCACUACGACGUAAUGGCCAACAUCCUCACCCAGAUCCGUGGCCGCAAACGCCUCCUCCUCUUCCCCCCCUCGGACGUCUCGAAUCUCGACUUCGCCCCCGGCGCCUCCUCCUCCUCCCUCGACGUCUUCAACCCGGACCCCUCCUCCCCCACCGCCUCAAACCUCCUCAACACCCGGCCCCACGAAGCCCUCCUAGAACCAGGCGACGCCCUCUUCAUCCCCGCAAUGUGGGCUCACGCCGCAGCCCCACCCACCGACGGCGGCCCAUCCAUCAGCGUCAACGUCUUCUUCCGCAGCCUGGAAGACAAGAAAUACGCGGCGGGGCGCGACGUGUACGGCAACCGCGAUUUGGCGGCCUACGAAAAGGGUCGCAAGGAUUUGGCGACGAUUGUGCGCGCUUUUGACGAUUUGCCGCCGCAUGUGGCGGGGUUUUAUUUGCAGCGUUUGGGGACGGAGUUGGUGGAGAGGGCGCAGGGGACGUUGAUGGCUGCUGGUGGGGCGGGGAGUGGAGGG
Molecule: messenger RNA, 3039 nt
Organism: Neohortaea acidophila
Lineage: Eukaryota; Fungi; Ascomycota; Dothideomycetes; Mycosphaerellales; Teratosphaeriaceae
Exons: 4
Biological process (GO): wybutosine biosynthetic process; tRNA methylation
Molecular function (GO): tRNA methyltransferase activity; protein binding
Source: RefSeq, a predicted model, not a curated record